AUCUGUGCACGAUGAAGGGCACUAGUGGUUGGUGAUCAUAAAAACAAGUGCCUUCACCCUUCAUACAUUUAACCCAGGUAGCAAACUGGUUUUAUUGCUGUUUUUCUAAUCACUUUUGGCUAUUAAUUAGCUACGGAUGACUCGCCAAAAUAGGGACCGAAAACUGAACUCACAGACUUGUCGCUCGGUGAAGUUGUCUCCGGGAGCGCCCGCUAAGCAGGUUUGUUUACAUGGGGAAUCAGGAAGGGACUGCCUGCAAAUGCUAACGUGCCCGCUAGCUCCGUUGUGCAACGUUCGUUCAUCUGACAGUGUUGACCUUGCAGUGGUUAAGAUGGCUAAUAUAAGUUAUCAUUACAGCAACAGUCGAUUGAACUGUGAUUAACUGUUUGAACAGUCUGUUCAAUGGUAGAUUGAAAAUUUUAUUUAGCCAACCAGUUAAAGUUAAUCUGCUAGCGGUAACACGAUAGGUCGAUUUCAGUGAUAGCUAACGUUAGCUACGUUCAAUGACAGUUAACAUUACUACUAGCUAGUGCUAUUUUUGUUUUGAUACGUGACUAGCCGCCUAGUAGCUACUUAUCUAGCCAAACCACACUAUGUCUUGAUUAUACUUUGUUUCAGUGAUCAACUAACGUUAACGUUACAUACAUCGUUAUGCCUCAUCACAUUUAUGUGCCUCCCAGGCAAGGCAGAAUGUCAGUGUCACUGUCAGUAUUAUUGGCGGUCGGAUGAUGAUGUCGUCGAGUGAUAUCCUUUAAAAUUCUGGGUGAGAAUGUAAUUAUGUAACUGUUGUUUUUUAAUCUUUCCAUAGUUAUGGAUGCAUUAGGGUCCUGAUUGAACACACACAUCAUGGCAACGGAGGCUGCAGUCUCCACCCCUGGUCGUCCUGCGAUCCCCAACCACACUCAGGGGGAUUAUCACUUUGUCCGCUCCUUCGUAGCUGGAGGUAAGGGUGGCUGCAGACUUCACUAGUGAUUAUAAUGCAGAAAUGCAAUACAGAACAUACAGUAGUACACAUCUAAUGACACAAAUCCUGGUUCUGAUGAGCUGCAUGCAUGGUGUGCAGGCUUUUUUGUCCAGCAAUAACGGACUACUAUAAUCUAAAUCAGGGAUGGGCAACUUUGAUGGGGGUGGAGGCCAUGUAUGAACAUGUCGAUUACCUACACUAUAUAUGCAAAAGUAUGUGGACACCCCUUCAAAUGAGUUGUUUCGGCUAUUUCAGCCACACCCAUUGCUGACAGGUGUUUAAAAUCGAGCACACAGCCAUGCAAUCUCCAUAGACAAACUGCUGUUGCACAACCAAAUUUCGAAAUUGCACCUUGUGUAUUCUACUAUUCUAACUUUCAACAGUAAGUUGAAACCCCAACCUGAGUUUGAAAAAAAUUAUCUGAGGGCCUUCAAAAGGUGGGCUGCCCAUGGGCCGCCAGAUGCCAAUCCCUGAUCUAAAAUAAUGGCUUAACCUCACCAGAGAUCCAGAAAAUAAAUAGAUAUAGGCUAGGGUUGAAUAGCUGGAACUGGGUUAUGGAGAUUCACAGAGAUUUCCCACCAAAACCCACUCCCUUUUCCCGGAGUAAAUAACUGCGAGAAACUGGUAAAUUAUAAUUAUUUAUUUUAACAGCAUGAUGUGAAAUGGAACUGUUAAAUUAUAGGGAGUGGUUAUGGAUACAGAGUUUCUGUUUCUCAAUUUGCCCAGACAAAAAAUACGGAUAUUUCAGUGCAUUUGCAGGUUAUUUUUUUAACGUAGCUGAGUUCCCACUCCGCUGCCUACGUAGCUGCAGUGCAGAGUGCUCCACUGCCGCUCCCACCUCCUUGGUCGCUUUUGUCUGGUCACUGAUGUAGCCUACAAACUUCAUGUUAAACACACAACUGUUAAAACUUACUGCAUUCCAUGCCUCAGUAAAAAUAAGCGCGAGUUCAUGUUAUUCUUUCAGGAGGGGAGUAGGGUACAUGCAGCUAUUUUACAUGUUUUACACAAAAUACACUACAUGGUCAAAAGUAUGUGAACAUCUGCUCGUCGAACAUCUCAUUCCAAAAUCAUGGGCAUUAAUAUGCAGUUGGUCCCCCCUUUGCUGCUAUAACAGCCUCCACUCUUCUGGGAAGGCUUUCCACUAGAUGUUGGAACAUUGCUGCGGGGACUUACUCCCAUUCAGCCACAAGCAUUAGUGAGGUCCAAAGGUGGAAAGCACAGAAUUGUCUAGAAUGUCAUUGUAUGCUGUAGCAUUGAUUUCCCUUCACUGGAACUAAGGGGCCUAGCCCGAACCAUGAAAAACAGCCCCAGACCAUUAUUCUUCCUCCACCAAACUUUACAGUUUAUACAUGGCACUAUACAUUCGGGCAGGUAGCGUUCUCCGCCAAACCCAGAUUCGUCCGUCGGAGUCCAAUGGCGUCGAGCUUUACACCUGUCCAGCCGACACUUGGCAUUGCACAUGGUGAUCUUAGGCUUGUGUGCGGCUGCUCGGCCAUGGAAAUCUAUUUCAUGAAGCUCCCGACGAACAGUUAUUGUGCUGAAGUUGCUUCCAGAGGCAGUUUGGAACUCGGUAGUGAUUGUUGCAACCAAGGACAGAUUAUUUUUACGCGCUACGCGCUUGAGCACUCGGCGGUCCUGUUCUGUGAGCUUGUGCGGCCUACCACUUCGUGGCUGAGCCGUUGUUGCUCGUAGACGUUUCCACUUCACAAUAACAGCACUUACAGUUGACCGGGGCAGCCCUUGCAGAGCUGAAAUUUGACAAACUGACUUGUUGGAAAGGUGGCAUCCUAUGACGGUGCCACGUUGAAAGUCACUGAGCUCUUCAGUAAGGCCAUUCUACUGCCAAUGUUUGUCUAUGCAGAUUGCAUGGCUGUGUGCUCGAUUUUAUUCACCUGUCAGCAAGGGUGUGGCUGAAAUAGCUGAAUCCACUAAUUUGAAGGGGUGUCCACAUACUUUUAUAUAUAUAUAUAUAGUGUACGUUAUCGACAUGUUCGUACAAACUUUGUUGUCAGUAUUACAAACAUAAGCAUGACACAAACAGGCAGUCUAGCGAUUACAUUUUAUUCUUAGCUGCUGAGUUACAUGCAGCUAUUUACUCUCGCCACGAUAUCAGCAUAUAUGGCAUAACUAUGGCACCGGGCGACGCAAAACGAACUCGCCCAUUGUCAGACUCUUUUUACCGGUCUGGAUGCACGCACGGCUACCUAGAAUGUUCGACUGCCCAGAGGUGGAACGCAGCAAGAGACAGACACGCAGUGUAAUUAGUGAUGGAAUGUAAUUUUUUCAUCAUCAUUGCAAACAUUGGCUAAGCUGCGCAGGAGGCAGACAGGCAGUCAAGUAGUGUUAUUUUUUCAGGAACUACGAUAUGGCAGCAGCUAUAAAGAUUAUCUUACAUCAUCACAAAAUGUGUCAAAAGUGUAGGGACUGCGUCCUGCUUGUCAACUGCAAUAUCCGUUACAACAGACAGACAGAGAAGGUUGUAGCCUUCAUAAAGUAUUCACACCCCUUUACUUUUUCCACAAUUUGUCGUGUUACAAGGUGCGAUUAAAAUUUAUUUAAUUGUCUUUUUUUGUCAACGAUGUACACAAAAUACUCUAAUGUCGAAGUGGAAGUCAUCCAGCUCCUGAGGUAGCAAAGCAUCCUCAAACCAUCACACUACCACCACCAUGCUUGACCGUUGGUGUAAGGUUCUUACUGUGGAAUGCAGUGUUUGGUUUUUGCCAGGUAUUAUGGGACCCAUGUCGUCCAAAAAGUUAUACUUUUGACUCAUCUGUCCAUAGAACAUUCUUCCAAGAGUCUUGAUGAUCAUCCAGAUGCUUCCAGGUGCUUUUUGGGAAACUUGAGUCAACUUUUUGGCCUCACGUCCAGAACGACUUGCCUUAAGAGAAGGAACUAGAAUUCUGCUCUUUAUCAGAUAAUUCUACAGGAGAAUGUCAAGCCAGCCGUCUGUGAGCUGAAGCUGAAGCGCAGCAGGGUCAUGCAGCAAGACAAUGAUCUAAAACACACAAUCCAGUCUAAAUGAAAGUGGUUAAAAAGCAACAAAUUGGAAGUUUUGGAAUGGCCUAGUCAAAGUCCCGACCUAAUCCCAAUUGAGAUGUUGUGGCAGGACUUGAAACGAGCAGUUCAUGCUUGAAAACCCACAAAUGUCGCUGAGUUACAGCAGUCCUGCAUGGACAAAUGGGCAAAAAUUCCUCCACAGCAAUGUAAGAGACUGAUCAACAACUACAGAAAGCAUUUGGUUGCAGUCAUUGCAGCUAAAGGUGGCACAAUCAGUUAUUGAUGAGUGUAAGAAGGAAAUUACUUUUUCACACAGGGGAAUUAUAACUUUUUUUGUUAUUUGUAAACUCAGGUUCCCUUUAUCUAAUAUUAGGUCUUGGUUGAAGAUCUGAUAACAUUCAGUAUAAAAAAUAUGCAAAAAUAGAGAAAAUCAGAAAGGGGGCAAAUACUUUUUCAUGGCACUGUAUGUAAACUUAGUAAUAAUCAUGGUGGAAUUACCGGCCAGGGGGCCCCCAUUGAUUUUGUUAGUCAGCCUCACUCAGAUAUCAUGUAAAAAAAUGCAAACAUUUCUCUCCACCCUAUGGCAAAAUGUGUAGAAUUGCAGGAAAUUAGCAGUAUUUUGUUUUCUAAUGAUCAUUAUUUUUUUUGUCAAAGAAGUUCAAUUGAAUUCAUCACUGCUGAAGUGAAGGCCAACUUCACUUGGGGAAUGCUGUUUUUUCGUUAGCUUUGCGACAGUAUAAAACAUUAAUUUAGGAUUGUUUUAUUCUCCACAAUCAGUUUGUAAAAGUAAGUUGAUCGAGCAGCAGAGAGGGCUUUUGGACAAUGCAUGGUACUGUCCUUCCAAGCUAGUCGGAUUUGUCAGACUUCCAAUUUGGUGGAGCGCAAUUUCCGUUCCAAUUUUCUGGAAGUUUGCUUCAGGGCUCAGGCAUUUUCUGUAUACCAGGCAGCUAGUUUCUUGUGACAAUUUGUUAUUGUUUUUAGCAGGUGCGACCCCAUCUAGGGUAUUACACAAGGUUAAGUUUAGAUCCUCGGUUAGGUGGUUAACAGAUUUUUGUACUCCGACGUCCUUGGGUAGGUGAAGGGAGUCUGGAAAGGCAUCUAGGAAUCUUUGUAUUUGUAUUUAUUAAGGAUCCCCAUUAGCUGCUGCCAAGGCAGCAGCUACUCUUCCUGGGGUCCAGCAAAAUUAAGGCAGUUAUAUACAAUUAAAAAUAUUACAUGACAUUACAUUUCAUAACACAUUUCACAACACAUUAAGUGUGUUCCCUCAGGCCACUACUCUACUAUCACAUAUCUACAUUACAAAAUCCAUGUGUGUGUAGAGUGCAUGUCUUAUCAUGUGUAUGUGUGCCUGUGUGUGUGUCUCUUCACAGUCCCUGCUGUUCAUAAGGUGUAUUUUUAUCUGUUUUUUAAAAUCUGAUUCUACUGCUUGCAUCAGUUAUCUGAUGUGGAAUAGCGUUCCAUGUAGUCAUGGCUCUAUGUAGUACUGUGCUCCUCCCAUAGUCUGUCCUUGACUUGGGGAUUGUGAAGAGACCUUUGGUGGCAUGUCUUGUGGGGUAUGCAUGGGUGUCCGAGCCGUGUGCUAGUAGUUUAGACAGACACCUCGGUGCAUUCAGCCUGUCAACCCUUCUUACAAAAACAAGUAGUGGUGAAGUCAAUCUCUCCUCCACUUUGAGCCAUGAGAGAUUGACAUGCAUAUUAUUAAUGUUAGCUCUCCGUGUACAUUUAAGGGCCAGCCGGGCUGCCCUGUUCUGAGUCAAUUGUAAUUUUCCGAGGUCCCUCUUCGUGGCAACUACUGUUACGACUGAACAGUAGUCCAGGUGCAACAAAACUAAAAGGCAGAGCAGUGCUUUAUUAUGGACAGACUUCUCCCCAUCUUAGCUACUGUUGUCCGAGAAUUUACAGCGCGCUUUUGAUAGUUCUUGGUUGGGGUCUAACCAAAUUAUUUGUUGCGAUUGCAAACGUAAUAAGAUCGUGGUCCGAUAGUCCAGGAUUGAGGAAGAACAUUUAGAUCCACUAUCUAUUUCACGGGACAAAACUAGAUCCAUGACAAGUCCAAAGUGAUGUAUACUGAACAAAAAUAUAAACGCAACGUGCAACAAUUUCAACGAUUUUACUGAGUUACAGUUCAUAUAAGGAAGUCAGUCAAUUGAAAUAAAUAAAUUAGGCCCUAAUCUAUGGAUUGAAGGGACAUAGGCCCACCCAGUCGGCAGCCAGGCCCACCCACUGGGGAUCCAGGCCCAGCCAAUCAGAAUGAGUUUUUCCCCACAAAAGGGCUUUAUUACAGACAUAAAUACUCCUCAGCACCCCCCCACUUUACAUGUUGCGUUUAUAUUUUUGUUCAGUGUAAUAUACACUAAUCCAAACUAACACGUCUAGAUUCUGGUUUGAGCAAACUUGCAUCUAAUCAUCUGCAGAUUAAUUUAAUGUUAAUUUUACUCAGUCCAGCUCAGAUAUGCUCAUGUUGAAGGUGUCUGUAUCUGUUGUCUGGAUGUGUUUAGGUAUAGCUGGAUGCUGUGCCAAGUCCACCAUCGCUCCUCUGGACAGAGUGAAGAUCUUAUUGCAAGCCCACAGCCCCCACUACAAAGACCUGGGUAAGGUCUGGAUAACUCUGCUGCUUUGAAUUGAGUAUUCCUCUACCUGUAAACAUGUGUGUGGGUUGUCAAUUGGUUUGUCAGUGCCACUCAUGUAUCCCCCCUCCCAUGUGAAUGUUGUAUCAUGUGGCGUUUAAAUAAUCUGAGAUGUUUUAUCUUCUUCUUCUACCAGAUGGCACCGAAAACAAAACAAUGACAUCACACUGAUCUUUCUUCUUUUUGUUCUUUGCUCUCUCUCCCCUCCCUCUCUCUCUCCCCUCCUCUCCCCUCCCUCUCUCCCUCUCCCUCUCCCUCUCUCCCCUCCCUCUCUCUCUCCCUCUCCCCCCCUCCCUCUCUCUCUCCCGCUCCCCCUCUCCCCUCCCUCUCCCUCUCUCCUCUCUCUCCUGUAGGAGUGGUAGCCACUCUCCGUGCUGUGCCAAAGAAGGAGGGUUACCUUGGGCUGUAUAAAGGCAAUGGGGCUAUGAUGGUCAGGAUAUUCCCCUAUGGAGCCAUCCAGUUCAUGGCCUUUGACAAAUACAAGAAGAUACUCAGUAAACAGCUGGGCAUCUCUGGACACAUCCACAGGCUCAUGGCAGGUUCUAUGGCAGGUGAGAGAAGAUCAGUGGGAAGAAUCCAAAAAAGAAAAUGGGAGGCCUGUAUAAUGCAGAGAAGAUACUUCCUAAUUUCUGGUUAUUUUUCAACAACAAUAGUUUCCACAAUAGAUUCAACAAAACAACAACCGUUGUUAAGUAUAUUGUAUCUGACCAUGUUAUUGUUGUUGUUGUGUUGCUCAGGGAUGACAGCUGUGAUAUGUACGUACCCUCUGGAUGUGAUCAGAGCCCGUCUGGCAUACCAGGUGAAAGGACACCAUCGCUACACAGGCAUCGGAAAUGCCUUCCAGACUAUAUACCUAAAGGUAUGCUAGUUUGUUCUAACCUAUCCCUUAAUUUGUUCCUCUCAGUUUCAAAUUAAAGCUGUUAUUUGAGAGGUGUGCAGGUUUCCCUCCUGUGUUUGUGUUUAUCUUGAAUUGAGGCUCAGUUGUUGGUGUUCUCUUUUUAAAGGAAGGAGGCAUCCCUGGCUUCUACAAGGGUCUGAUCCCAACCCUUAUAGGCAUGGCUCCAUACGCAGGUGAGCAUGCACAAACACGCGCACACACAGUGUUGUCAAUAACUUUCUGUGGAGUUUUGUGGGCCUCAUUUCUUCUGCCCUUCCUCCCUCCUUCCUUCAGGGUUCUCGUUCUUUACCUUCGGCACGUUGAAGAGUCUGGGUCUGGCCCACUUCCCAGAGCUCCUGGGGCGACCGUCCUCAGAUAACCCAGAGGUGAUGGUGCUGAAGACCCACGUCAACCUCCUCUGUGGAGGGGUAGCUGGAGCUAUCGCACAGACCAUUUCGUAGGUUGAUUGAUUGAUUGGGUGUUUGACUGAUGGAUUAAUUGGUUUUAAAGACCUAUGUCAACUGCUCUGUGGAGGGGUGGUUAAUUGUUUGAUUGGUUGGUCGAUCGAUUUGGUUGGUUAACUAAUUUGCUCUCUUUCUCUCUCCCUCUCCCUGUCCCCCCCUCCUUGUCCCCCCCCCUUCUCUUCCCUGUCUCCUCUCCCAGCUAUCCUUUGGAUGUUGCCAGGAGAAGGAUGCAGUUAGGAGUGGUGCUUCCUGACUCUGACAAAUGUCUGUAAGUGGCACUAUUUACCCCUUCCUCUCCAAACCCAGAGCUCAUAUUACAAAAUGAAGUGCUGAUCUAGGAUCAGGUUUCCCUUUCCAUAUAAUCUAAUUCAUUAUGAUCUAAAAGGCAAAAGGACCCUGUGCUAGACUUAGGGGGUAUACUGUAUAUACCGUGUACCGGGGUAUUUUAAAAUACCAACAGUAUGAUUUUCAAUACCAUCCCCAAUUUUUAUUAUUUAAUUUUUUAUUCACAAAUUCAAUUGAACCAGUCACAUGGUAUGUUUGUCUACAAAGAGCACAUGGAGCAAAUGGAAGUUUCGUGACCUGAAGAUCCACUGUUGUGCAGCGGAAGAAAGAGAUGUGAUCAAGUUACACUUGAAAUUCACUACUAAUGUUUACUAGCAAAAUAUCUUAUAACUAUAAGUUAACUAUCUAAGAUGUGCCAAACAAAUGUUCUCCAGUCAGAGCUCCAGCUAUGCAUUUGGUUUGCUAACUUGCUAGCUAGAGGUGGCUAGCUUGCAAGAUCAAGCUUCUUGGUUACAGCAGAGACAAUCAUCCCCUCCUGGAUCAAGUGUGAGUAGCCUUUUGAGAUAGUUGUAUAACUUUAUGAGCUGGGUUGUCUGUCCUUGCAAUCACAUUAUGUUCGCUUGCGCUUGUUAGCAUUUAGCUAGCGUCCGCUAUGGGAAUUCACUAGUACUUUGCUAGUACCUUCAGAAAGUAUUCACACCCCUUGACCUUUUCUACAUUUUGUUGUGUUCAGGUGAAAGUUCAAGAGUAAAAAUGUGUUUAACAAGUCACAUAAUAAAUUGCAUUUACUCCCUCUUUGUGCAAUAAUAGUGUUUAACAUGAUUUUUGAAUGACUACCUCAUCUCUGUACCCCACACAUACAAUUAUCUGUAAGGUACCUAAGUCGAGCAGUGAAUUUCAAACACAGAUUCAACCACAAAGACAAGGGAGGUUUUCCAAUGCCUCGCAAAGAAGGGCACCUAUUGGUAGAUGGGUAAAAAUAGAAAAGCAGACAUUGAAUAUCCCUUUGCGCAUGGUGAAGUUAUUAAUUGCACUUUGGAUGGUGUAUCAAUGCACCCAGUCACUACAAAGACACAGACGUCCUUCCAAACCCGCUCAGGGAUUUCACCAAUGGUGACUUUAAAACAGUUACAAAGUUGAAUGGCUGUGAUAGGAGAAAACUGAGAAUGGAUCAACAACAUUGUAGUUACUCCACAAUAAUAACCUAGUUGACAGAGUGAAAAGAAGGAAGCCUGUACAGAAUACAACUAUUCUAAAACAUGCAUCCUGUUUGCAACAAGGCACUAAAGUAAUACUGCAGAAAAUGUGGCAAAGACAAUAUACAAAGUGUUAUGUUUUGGGCAAAUCCUAUACAACACAUUACAGAGUACCUCUCCCCAUAUUUUCUCCAUAUUUUCAAGCAUAGUGGUGGCUGCAUCAUGUUAUGGUAUGCUUGUAAUCGUUAAAGACUGGGGAGUUUUUCAGGAUAAAAAAUUUACGGAAUAGAGCUAAGCACAGGCAAAAUCCUAGAGGAAAACCUGGUUCAGUCUGCUUUCCACCAGACACUGGGAGAUGAAUUCACCUUUCAGCAGGACAAUAACCUAAAACACAAUGCCAAAUCUACACUGGAGUUGCUUACCAAGAAGACAGUUUAUGUUCCUGAGUGGCCGAGUUACAGUUUUGACUUAAAUCUACUUGGAAAUCUAUGGCAAGACCUGAAAAUGGUUGUCUAGCAAUGAUCAAUAACUAAUUUGACAGAGCUUGAAGAAUUUUGAAAUGAAUAAUGGGCAAAUGUUGCACAAUCCAGGUGUGGAAAGCUCUUAGAGACUUACCCAGAAAGAAUCACAGCUGUAAUCACUGCCAAAGGUGAUUCUAACAUGUAUUGACUCAGGGGGUUGAAUACUUAUGUAAUCAAGAUAUGUUUUUCUUUUUCAUAUUUUUUUCCCAAAGUUUGCCUGUGCUUAACCCUAUUCCGUUUAUUUUUAUCAUAUAAAACUCAUGUUAGAAUUAAUGUUAGAAAUGUUCUUCCACUUGUGACAUUACAGAGUAUUUUGUGUAGCUCGUUGACAAAAAAUGACAAUGAAAUCCAUUUUAAUCCCACCUUUUAACACAACAAAAUGUGGAAAAGUUGAGGGGUGUGAAUACUUUCUGAAGGCACUGUAUAUGCUUCUACAAAGUAUUAGAUAUUUCUGUAUUUAGUUUUCAAAAAAUUUGCUAAAAUGUUGAAAUAUGUUUUCACUUUGUGAUUAUGGGGUAUUGUGUGUAGAUGGGUGAGAAUUGUUCAUUUGUAAUCCAUUUUGAAUUCACGCUGUAACACAACAAAAUGAGGAAUAAGUCAAGGGGUAUGAAUACUUUCUGAAGGCACUGUAUAUAUACACUGAGUGUACAAAAACAUUAGGAACACCUGCUCUUUCCAUGACAAAUACUGACCAGGUGAAUCCAGGUGAAAGCUAUGAUCCCUUUUGAUGUCACCUGUUAAAUCCACUUCAAUCAGUGUAGAUGAAGGGUAGGAGACAGGUUAAAGAAUGAUUUUUCUUAGCCUUGAGACAUGGAUUGUGUAUGUGUGCCAUUCAGAGGGUGAAUGGGCAAGACAAAAAGUUUUAAGUGCCUUUGAACGGAGUAUGGUAGUAGGUGCCAGGCACACCGGUUUGAGUGUGUCAAGAACUGCAACGCUGCUGGGUUUUUCACAUUCAACAGUUUACCGGGUGUAUCAAGAAUGGUCCACCACCUAAAGGACAUCCAGCCAACUUGACACAACUGUGGGACGCAUUGGAGUCAACGUGGGCCAGCAUCCCAGUGGAACGCUUUUGACACCUUAUAAUCCAUGCCCCGAUGAUUUGAGGCUGUUCUGAGAGCAACGUCGCUGCACAACUAUUUUCAGGUCUCUCCAGAGAUGUUCGAUCGUGUUCAAGUCCAGGCUCUGGCUGAGCCACUCAAGGACAUUCAGAGACUUGUCCCAAAGCCACUCCUGAGUUGUCUUGGCUGUGUGCUUAGGGUCAUUGUCCUGUUGGAAGGUGUCAAUGGUGGGACCUUAUAUAGACAGGUGUGUGCCUUUCCAAAUCAUGUUCAAUCAAUUGAAUUUACCACAGGUAGACUCCAAUCAAGUUGUAUAAAUGGAAACAGGAUGCACCUGAGCUCAAUUUCGAGUCUCAUAGCAAAGGGUCUGAAUACUUAUGUAAAUAAGGUAUUUCUGUUUUUUUAUUUUUUAAAUAAAUUCCGCUUUGUCAUUAUGGGGUAUUGUGUGUAGAUUGUAUUAAUUUUUUAAUCAAUUUUAGAAUAAGGCUGUAACGUAACAACAUGUGGAAAAAGGGAAGGGGUCUGAAUACUUUCCGAAUGCACUGUAUAUAUAAUUUAUUUAUGUUUUCGUUUGGGGAAAAAAUAACACCCCUUGUGUGCACUGCCGGUUAUACCGCAUACCCCGGUAUGGUACAGGAACGGUAUGGAAAUCUGUAUACCACCCAACCCUACCUUGGACCCUGUUUGAAUAUUUGGAAAAAUCGCUUGGGUAUAGGAGUUUUGUGGAGUGUAGGGUAUUAUUGAGUCCUAAGCCCUGAUUGGUCCUCCAGAAGACUACAGCCGCAUACCAGGCAUGCCUUUCAAAGUUCACCCUGCUGCACAGUGGCAGUAGAAAUACUUCACCACCUGACACUAUAUGCUUCUAUAAUUUAUCCUCGUAAUAAUGAUUUACUAGAGGUGGACAACCUCUGGGUUGUCAGGGCAAAAAUAGACUCCUCACUCAGUAACUCAACAGUCUUAGUCUAUGUUCUACUCCAUACAAUGAGAUGUUGUGUGUCAGAUGAUGUCAGUCCCGAGCCUGUGUGCAUGUCUGUGUCUAUUAAACAGCUCGAUCGUUGAGGUUUAGAAUGCAGAAACAGACUGGCACUGGCAGAAUAACCUAUUCCAAACAUCUUUAACAGAUUAAUUUUUCGGUAGAAGCAAAAUGUUAUUAUGAAUUAACAUAUUACCAUUUAAUUGAGAAGUACCUGGUAAGCCCCGCACUGUAAAAUAAUGAGUCACUUUUUUUGUCUUCCUACGUGUCUCCCUCUACAGUACCCUGACCAAGACUCUGAAGUAUGUGUACAGUCAGUAUGGGGUGAAGAAGGGUCUGUACAGAGGCCUGUCUCUCAACUACAUCCGCUGUGUGCCCUCUCAGGCUGUGGCCUUCACCACCUAUGAGUUCAUGAAGCAAACCCUCCACCUCAACUAGCUGCUCCCUCCCCAUCCACCUCCACCCUUCAUCUCUGCAUUGCUGGAUUGGGGCACGUUCACUAGGGCUAGACGUUAUGAAAUGUUUAGAAAGAUCCCUAGUAGCUGUCUAUCUCAAAACAGACUGACCGAGAGCGUUCGCUGGGGCUAUACAUUCUGAAAUGUUUAGGAACUUCCUUAAACUCCCUGCAUCUCAACAAAACCUGACUGGGGAACUAUUAAUUGUAAAUUUUUCAAAACGUCUCUCAGUCCCAUGAAUAUUCCUUAUUAGAUGUGUUCAUUUACCCUAGUAAACUUUUUUUCUGUUUUAAGGAGGUCGGCUUCCGCUCUGAGGUAUUGAUCCCUACUACCAGAGGAGGCCAUUGUGGCUCAGCCACUGGAGCCAUGCUGAGCCCAGUCGCUCUUUGCCCCAGUCGGAAAGCAAAUGAAGGCACUGGGCCCCAUGGCAAUGCCUCAAAACAACUGCCAGUGCCAAUCCACAGCCCCUGUCUGUCUCAGCUCCUGCUUUUGUGACUCUCUCCACCUCUUAUAAUGUUGUUCUAAAACCGCCCAACCUGUGGCUUUGGACAACACCCCGGCAACUAUUGCCAUGGAUACCUAUGGACAAUGACUCACUCUGCUUCGAUGGGUGGCUAUGGGCAAUGAACCCCUAACGACUGUCGUUGGUAAUGCCAUAGCAACCCAAUUCUAUACACUGCCUCCCACCCUACCUAAGAAGUCACCCAGCCAAUAACAGAGGGGAAAGUCACACCGGACAAUCUGCCUUGACAAAAUCUGAGGUCUUAUGUUGCUCAUGUACCUACCUGACACUGUUGUGAGUACAAACCUAGACACAUAAAACAAUGAGACAAGGAUUUAAAUGUGUAAUAUGUCUGUUAUAGGACAACUCUCCUACAUUUUAUGAGAAUUAAGAACACUCUCCCCAAGCUUGUGUUGAACACAUAACUGUGCUUUUUGAGCAUCCUGAGUUUAGUAGAAUCCCAAUGAUAAAAUCCCAAAACAUCACAUCAGUUUGUUCAAAACUGAACAUCAAAUUGUAUUAUUUUGAUGAUCCCCAAAAAGUAUUAUUGUCAGACAUCGAAACAGGUUUGCCCCAUGCAGUUUAACAGAUAUAACAGGUGUGUAUCUGUAGGAGUGUUGUCUUUGGUAUUGAUGUGCGUGUGUUUGUCUCCAUUCAGGGUUUAGUGUAUAGUACGUCUCUUCUAUACUGUGCAGGUUUGGGGUCCAAUGCCUUGUUGUAUACAAGCUGCUGUUUGUGUGUUGUGUUCUUAUCUACAAUGUCUCUGUGCACUCUUUUACCCAUAUAACCAACAGACCAAUAUAUCUAUCAUUGCAACAGACACAUAGGACACAUAGUGUCUAAAAUGCCAACCUAUUCCCUAUAUAGUGCAC
Coregonus sp. 'balchen' is the source of this 13791-nucleotide messenger RNA. The record is from the annotation of a GenBank genome assembly. NCBI's taxonomy places the organism in Eukaryota, Metazoa, Chordata, Actinopteri, Salmoniformes, Salmonidae.